Molecule: messenger RNA, 4670 nt
Organism: Molossus molossus (Pallas's mastiff bat)
Lineage: Eukaryota; Metazoa; Chordata; Mammalia; Chiroptera; Molossidae
Gene: TRERF1
Product: transcriptional regulating factor 1
Exons: 18
Coding region: 975-4604 (1209 amino acids)
Biological process (GO): negative regulation of DNA-templated transcription; regulation of transcription by RNA polymerase II
Cellular component (GO): histone deacetylase complex; transcription regulator complex
Molecular function (GO): transcription corepressor activity
Source: RefSeq, a predicted model, not a curated record
AGCUUGGGAACGGUUGCUAGGGGUGGGUAAAGGGUGAAAAAAGGGGGUUGCCGGGGAGCGGAUAAGAAGGGUUAAGGGAGGGGCGAGGAUGGGGAGCAAUGCAAAAGGUAAGGCCAGGUUACCGCGGCUCGCCCCGAGUGGGCUGCGGCCGGGGGAGGGGCGAGAGAUACAUAUGUAUUUCUGUCUCCUUAGCACACCCCCUUCCCUCUAAGCGAUGGCUGAGAGGCGGUGCAUGCAGAUGGGGAGUAAGUUUCCUGAAGGGGAGGGUGGUUGCACGCGCGCGGCCCCGCGCUGCAAAUUUCCACCGGGGAGGGAGAGUGGCUGGAUGCGGAGAGUUUGGAGUUGCUUGCGGCGGAGGGCAGGAAGGGGAGCAGGGCCGGGAAGGGGGCUGGCGGGCGCUAUAUCUGGGAGUAAGUUUCCAGGAUCAGGAGAGCCUGCACGCUUGCUCAUUACUCUGCUUGCCCCCCAUCUCACCCCCCAAGCGGAGACUGGUCUUCUUGUUGGAUUGCCCAUGCACUUGUUGCAGAAACAGCCAAGGCCCUGGCUCCGGAGGACGCUGAAGGAGGAAGACACCAAAGCAGGACAGCCCUGAAAGAUUGAGCCUCUUCAUCGGAAACAGAACCAGGUCUCCUCUUCCCACCUGCCCAGCAGCAUGAGAGCAGCAUGACCGGCCGGCCGCAGGAGAAGCCCCCAGAGCCAGGCCCCCAACUCAGCCAUCUGCUGCGGAGGUCAAGGUGUGAGCAGCAUCUCUUCACCACGGUGGUGUUUGGCCCGUACCUCAGCCCGGGUGGGGACGUCAAACCCCCGGCUCUGCACAUGAGUGGGAUAGGCCAACAGGAACACCUGGCUCCAGCCACGGUCACAGACAUGUCAGCCGUGGAGUAGCGUGGACCCUUCUUCUCACCUUCUCAGGGUUUCAGUCCUUUUGGGUUUGUUUCACUGACCUUUUUUUAUGGUUUUGUGGCUGGACAUUCAUGAGCGAGGCAGGCAGCAUGGGGGAUCAGCAGCUGUACAAGACCAACCACGUGGCCCACGGCGGUGAGAACCUUUUCUACCAACAGCCAGCACUCAGCGUGCAUGGUGGGCUGAACCACAACUAUGGGAAUACAGUCACAGGGGCUGGAAUGGAUGCCCCUCAGGCAUCACCCAUUUCCCCCCACUUCCCUCAAGAUACUCGGGAUGCUCUAGGCUUGCCAGUGGGCUCCAAAAACCUUGGCCAAGUGGAUACCUCGAGGCAGGGAGGGUGGGGUGGCCAUGGAGGGCCUGGAAACCACGUCCAACUCCGUGGCAACCUGACCAACUCAAACAUGAUGUGGGGGGCACCAGCCCAGGCUGAGCCCCCCGAUGGCUACCAAUACACCUACUCCCAGGCCAGCGAGAUCCGGACCCAGAAACUCACCAGCGGUGUCCUGCACAAGCUAGACUCUUUCACCCAGGUAUUUGCCAACCAAAACCUGCGGAUUCAGGUCAACAACAUGGCCCAGGUGCUGCACACCCAGUCAGCAGUGAUGGAUGGAGCCCCCGACAGUGCCCUUCGCCAGCUGCUGUCCCAGAAGCCCGUGGAGCCCCCAGCACAGUCUGUCCCUUCCCGCUACCAGCAGGUGCCCCAGCAGCCUCACCCCGGUUUCACUGGUGGGCUGUCCAAAUCAGCUCUUCAGGUCGGGCAGCACCCUAGCCAAGGGCACCUGUAUUACGACUACCAGCAGCCGCUGGCUCAGAUGCCAGUGCAGGGAGGACAGCCACUGCAGGGCCCACAGAUGCUGCCCCAGCACAUGCAGCAGAUGCAGCAGCACCAGUAUUACCCACAGCAGCAACAGCAGCAAGCUGGGCAGCAGCGUGUGUCCAUGCAAGAAAUGCAGCCGCAGCCGCAGAUUCGCCCGUCUCAGCUUCAGCUUCAGCAGCAACAGCAGCAGCAGCAGCGGCAGGGUUCAAUGCAGAUACCUCAGUAUUAUCAGUCCCCACCCAUGAUGCAGCACUUGCAAGAGCAGCAGCAACAACAAAUGCACCUGCAGCCCCCUUCGUAUCACCGGGACCCCCACCAGUACACCCCGGAGCAGGCGCACGCUGUGCAGCUGAUUCAGCUGGGCUCCAUGCCCCAGUACUACUACCAGGAGCCCCAGCAGCCCUACAGCCACCCCCUCUACCAGCAGAGCCACCUGUCCCAGCACCAGCAGCGUGAGGACAGUCAGCCCAAGACUUAUCCAAGCGACAGGGAGGCCCAGGCCAUGCUGAGUGCCCACGGGGACCUGGGGCCAUCUGAUACAGGAAUGGGUGACCCAGCAAGCUUGGACCUGAAUCGGGUCAGCAGUGCCCUCCCCCAUCGGCCGCUCUUGUCCCCCAGUGGGAUCCACCUCAACAACGUGGGGCCCCAGCACCAGCAGCUGUCUCCCAGUGCCAUGUGGCCCCAGAUGCACCUACCUGAUGGCAGAGCCCAGCCAGGGUCCCCUGAGUCAAGCGGCCAACCGAAAGGAGCAUUUGGGGAGCAGGUGGAUGCCAAGAACAAGCUGACGUGCUCCAUCUGCCUGAAGGAAUUCAAGAGCCUGCCUGCCCUGAAUGGCCACAUGAGGUCCCACGGGGGAAUGAGGGCCUCCCCCAGCCUCAAACAGGAGGAAGGAGAGAAGGCCCCGCCACCGCAGCCCCAGCCACUGCCGCCUCCACCGCCACCGCAGCUCCCUCCUGAGGCAGAAAGCCUCACGCCUAUGGUCAUGCCCGUGUCUGUCCCUGUCAAGCUUCUCGUGCCCAAGCCCAGCUCUCAGGGCUUCGCCAACAGCGUCGUUGCCGCCCCCUCCGCCAGAGACAAGCCCGCCAGCUCGAUGUCGGACGACGAGAUGCCCGUGCUCGUGAGGAUGACCCUCUCUCCCCCACAUUCACCCCCAGGGGCUGUCCCCUGCACGCCUGCUGAGACGCCCAGGAGGCUCCAGCCUGGCGCCAAAGCUGAGGAGCCCCUCAAGGCCGAGAAGAAGAAGUUCCGGCACCGGCCCGAGCCGCUCUUCAUCCCGCCGCCGCCCUCCUACCACCCCAGCCCCGCCUCCUACUCGGGCGCCACCCUGUACCAGAGCCAGCUGCGCUCCCCGCGCGUCCUGGGGGACCACCUGCUGCUGGACCCCGCCCACGAGCUGCCCCCCUACACGCCCCCGCCCAUGCUGAGCCCGGUGCGCCAGGGCUCGGGGCUCUUCAGCAAUGUCCUCAUCGCGGGCCACGGCCCCGGCGCCCACCCGCAGCUGCCCCUCACGCCCCUGACGCCCACGCCGCGCGUGCUGCUGUGUCGCUCCAACAGCAUCGAUGGCAGCAAUGUGACGGUCACCCCCGGGCCUGGAGAGCAGACUGUUGACGUGGAACCGCGCAUCAACAUUGGCUUCAGAUUCCAAGCAGAGAUCCCAGAACUCCAGGAUGUCUCUGCCGUGGCCCAGGACACACACAAGGCCACACUGGUCUGGAAGCCAUGGCCAGAGCUAGAAAACCAUGACCUCCAGCAAAGAGUGGAGAAUCUCCUGAAUCUGUGCUGUUCAAGUGCGUUGCCAGGCGGAGGGACCAAUUCUGAAUUUGCUUUGCACUGUCUCUUCGAGGCCAAAGGUGAUGUGAUGGCUGCUCUGGACAUGCUGCUGCUGCGGAAGCCAGUCAGGUUAAAAUGCCAUCCUUUAGCCAAUUACCACUAUGCCGGUUCGGACAGGUGGAGCUCCCUGGAAAGAAAACUGUUUAAUAAAGCACUAGCCACUUACAGCAAAGACUUUAUUUUUGUACAGAAGAUGGUGAAGUCGAAGACGGUGGCUCAGUGCGUGGAGUACUACUACACGUGGAAGAAGGUGAUGCGCUUGGGGCGCAAGCACCGCACACGCCUCACGGAGCUCGUGGACGACUGUGUGACGAGUGAAGAAGACGAAGAGUUGGAGGAGGAGGACGACGACCAGGAGGAAGAUAGGAAAUCCACGCGAGAAGAGGAGAGUGAAGUGCCCAAGUCCCCCGAGCUGCAGCCGGGCCCUGUCCUGGCUCCCGCAGAGGGGCCACCCCUGCAGGCCCUCGGCCAGCCCUCGGGCUCCUUCAUCUGUGAAAUGCCCAACUGUGGGGCUGUGUUCAGCUCCCGACAGGCACUGAACGGCCACGCCCGCAUCCACGGUGGCACCAACCAGGUGACCAAAGCUCGGGGCGCUGUCCCCUCUGGGAAGCAGAAGCCUAGCAAUGCCCAAAGCGGGUACUGCUCGGUGAAGAGCUCGCCCUCUCAUAGCACCACCAGCGGCGAGACAGACCCCACCACCAUCUUCCCCUGCAAGGAGUGUGGCAAAGUCUUUUUCAAGAUCAAGAGCCGAAAUGCACACAUGAAAACUCACAGGCAGCAGGAGGAACAGCAGAGGCAGAAGGCUCAGAAGGCGGCUUUUGCGGCAGAAAUGGCAGCCACGAUCGAGAGGACUACGGGGCCGGUGGGGGCGCCGCGGCUGCUGCCCCUGGACCAGCUGAGUCUGCUCAAACCCAUCAAGGACGUGGACAUCCUGGACGACGACGUGGUCCAGCAGCUGGAAGGCGUCAUGGAAGAGGCCGAGGCCGUGGACGCCGAUCUCCUCCUGGACGAUCAGGAUCCCGUUCUGCUUCAGGGCGACUCGGAACUGUGAAGGUCCGUCUGCCACCCAGCGACGGCGGAAACGCGGCCUCCUCCUCCAGUGAUCAGGAAGCCUGGA